GGAAAUGCUCCGCCAGUGGUGGCUCCGCAGUGUUGGAUCCUGCUCAACUGUCUAUAGGGCUCAUUCUGGGUGCAGUACUUCCGCCGCUGUAAAACCGAAAAGAGCAAUUCCUACAGACGGACUUCAACUAUCAGAUUUCAUAAAAGAAUCCACUAAAAAACAACGCCAGAAAGCAAUCAUUCCGUCAAUCGAGGAUACAAAAGAAUAUCUGAAUCCAGAAGAUUUACAAGGAAAUGGAAGAACUGUGUGCUACGUGACAUAUGGAUGUCAGAUGAAUGUUAGUGACAUGGAAAUCGUUCGAUCUAUCAUGACAAAGUAUGGAUUCGUAGAAAGUGAUAAAAAGGAAAAUGCUGAUAUUGUGCUUCUGAUGACGUGCUCUAUUCGGGAUGGAGCCGAGAAAAAAGUAUGGAAUCAGUUAAAACUGAUCAGAUCGAACUCGGUGAAUAAAGGACAGAUUGUUGGUGUACUGGGUUGCAUGGCAGAACGAGUACGACACGACUUGCUAGAGAAGCGGAAUUUGGUUAAUAUUGUCGCAGGUCCAGACUCGUACCGAGAUCUUCCUCGCCUUGUCGCAGUUGCUGCAGGUGGUUCAAAUGGAAUUAAUGUGCAACUUUCUCUCGAUGAAACGUAUGCAGAUGUGCAACCGAUUCGAGUCGAUAGUGCUUCCAAGACGGCUUUCAUUUCGAUCAUGCGAGGCUGUGACAAUAUGUGCACAUACUGCGUGGUUCCAUUCACAAGAGGAAGAGAACGAAGUCGGCCUAUUGAAUCAAUUGUAGAAGAAGUUCAGAGGCUUCGAGAUCAGGGAUACAAACAGGUCACACUACUUGGACAAAAUGUGAAUAGCUAUAGAGAUAUGACAUCGAUGGAUUUCUCAAUGGCUCCAUCGACAUCACAAGAGGACAGAGUUCCCGGUUUUAAGACUGUUUAUAAACCAAAAAGUGGGGGCCUGACCUUUACAACAUUGCUUGAAAAAGUCGCUGAUGCAGCUCCAGAUAUCCGAUUUCGGUUCACUUCCCCGCAUCCAAAGGAUUUCCCGAUGCAGUUGAUCGAGCUUAUUGCAUCCCGUCCAAAUCUCUGCAAACAACUUCAUCUUCCAGCACAAAGUGGAGAUGAUGAGACAUUGGAACGGAUGGAAAGAGGAUACACAAGAGAUCUGUAUUUGAGAUUAGUUGAUGAUAUUAGACAUGUUUUACCAAGCGUCUCUCUGACAAGUGACUUCAUUGCCGGAUUCUGUGGAGAAACUGAACAAGCUCAUCAGAACACACUUUCCCUCAUUCGAGCCGUUCGUUAUUCAUUCUGCUUCGUUUUCCCCUACAGUAUGCGUGGAAAAACGCGAGCACAUCAUCGGUUAACAGACGAUGUUCCAGAAGAUGUAAAAGCAAGAAGACAUUUAGAUUUGACUACUGUAUUUCGGGAAGAAGCAUUGAAAUUGAACCAAGCGCUUAUCGGGUCGGAACAGACGGUUUUGUUGGAAGGAAAGUCAAAAAGGGAUGCAUCAUUUUCACAUGGAAGGAUCGAUGGUGGUGUGAAAGCAGUGUUCGACAAUUCGAAACUCUGUUUGGAACCUGGUCAAUAUGCAAAGAUUCUGAUCACCGACGCCAAUUCGCAGACAUUGAAAGCGCAACUCAUAGGACAAUCCAGCAUCUGAUCUAUAAAUAUAGUUGAACCUUACACUUCAUAGAGUAGUUAUCUUUGUUGUUUGUUAUUGUUAAAGAUAAAUCGUUUGAGUAC
Messenger RNA from Caenorhabditis elegans, 1731 nucleotides. It is a transcript of the gene F25B5.5, whose product is annotated as CDK5RAP1-like protein. NCBI's taxonomy places the organism in Eukaryota, Metazoa, Nematoda, Chromadorea, Rhabditida, Rhabditidae. Gene Ontology annotation, biological process: regulation of protein metabolic process; tRNA modification; tRNA methylthiolation. Gene Ontology annotation, molecular function: transferase activity; 4 iron, 4 sulfur cluster binding; catalytic activity. The coding region runs from base 5 to 1648 and encodes 547 amino acids. The record is from RefSeq and is marked reviewed. The transcript is spliced from 8 exons.